AGGUGUUAUCUCUGAGAAACGAAGAAGAGGUCAGAGUGAACUAGUGAAGACUGUCCAGAUUGUGCUGAGACCUUCAGACUGAGCAGGUGGAGGAGGAGAAAAGAAGAUGUUGCUGUCGAGGAGCUCAGCCCUCGUGCUGCUGGUGGUUCUGCAGUUUGUGGCUGGCUCGCUGGCUCAAACAUGUCAGAGUCCUGAUGUGAGGUGUGACUUUGUGUGCGACUGUUCUGACUGCAGCGAUGAGCGAGACUGUGGCCACAAUGGGAAAGAGUUUGAGUGUGACUUUGAGGAUGCAAUGUGCGGGUGGACUGACCAGUCCAUCGACGCACCCGUGUACAGAUGGGACAGCUUUCAGAGAGGGGACACUCUGCCUGACAGCGGGCCGUCCUCCGACUACACCACUGGGACAGCUACAGGCUGGUUCAUGGGCGUGACGGCGGUGAACUCGGAGUCUGUCAGCACAGCAGUUUUCACCUCCCCAGAUAUGCAGCAGUCUUCACCAACCUGUCGCCUUCGUCUCAGAUACUUCCUGUGGGACUCAGGUCACACGGGCCUGGGCGCCACACCCUUGUGGGCGUCCGUCCAUCACCAGGGCGCUCGAGAGGCCGUAGUGUGGCGUCCCGAGGCCACCAGUGUACGUGGCUGGAGGGAGGCGACCGUCUACCUGGGCCGUAUUCCGGGGCCGUUCCAAAUCCGCCUUCACUCGCAGCGCUCCCAGGGGGGGAAAGGAGAUGUGGCGGUGGACCAGCUGGAGUUUCUGGACUGUGCUCUGCCCUUGCCACUCCCUGGUCAAGAGUGUCCAACAAACAUGGUGGAGUGUAAACGCGAGGGCUGCGUGGAUCAGCGGCAGGUCUGUGACGGCACCGACGACUGCGGCGACGGGACUGAUGAGCUGAACUGUGGAGAGUUUAGCAUCUGUGACUUUGAGGAGGGCCUGUGUGAAUGGGACCUGACUUCACUCUCCAAUCUGAAAUGGUUCAGGACGAACCAGCAGAGCCUCUCCAUCACGGAUCCUCUGAGAGGACCAGGCAGGGAUCAUUCCAGCAACAGCGUGACAGGUCACUUCCUGUAUGUCACUGUCCCUGAUGGUGGUCUCAAAAUGGACUGGGCUGCGUUCCAAAGUCACCUCCUUGAACCCACCAAUAGUACACACCCAUGCAAGAUGGUGAUGUACACUCACCAGUUCGGGCCGAGGUCCGGCGGUCUGACGGUGCUGGUGGCAGAUCGAAAGAUCUACCCUGUGUGGGAGAGAGCCGGAGCUCUAGGUGAUGUUUGGGUGAGGGCCGAGGUGGAGAUCGUCACCAACAACACGUUCCAAAUUGUAAUCAUGGCAGCAAUCAGGGACUUGGCAUACGGAGGCAUCGCCAUCGACAGCAUCGUGUUGUCUCCUGAAUGCCGCCCAUCAACUGCGAAUUAUACACUGGCAGAGUUCCCCAAAUCUCCUAAAGAGCCGUGUACUGAACCAGACAAGAUGUGCAAUUUUUAUGGUGACUGCCCAGAUGCAGAGGAUGAAACCAAAUGUGGGGAUUUCUCGGACCCUGAAGGCAGCUCAGGCUGGACUGACACCAGCAUUGGGAAUCAAGGCUGGGUGCUCUUUAAAAAUUCCACAUCCAAUGAGGAGUACCUGUCUGUAGAUGUGUCGCCAGGCCAGCAGCUGACUGAGGCCCAGACACGGACCCCCCUCCUGGGCCCCUCCGGGCCAGCCUGCACCCUGCGCUUUGAUUUUGCACUAACUGGGAAUCCAGAACACAUCGGUGAGCUCUCCAUCAGGGUGAUUGACAGCAUGCUAGGAGUGCAGCCUAAGCUGUGGGAGUUCAGUGGGAAGACGGGAACAGACGAGGAGUCGUGGCAGACGGCCAGCUUAAAUAUUGGAGCCAGAAAAUAUCGCUUCCAGCUGGCGUUUGAAGCUCGUCGUGUGAAAAUUUGUCCAUGCACAAAGAUCAAAGUGAGAAACGUCCACUUCACCAGCUGUCACGCUGAAUAUUUCCCAUCCUUUCCGACGGAACUCUCGUGCAACUUCGAAGAUGGACUGUGUGGAUGGUAUCAGGACAACAGUGACAACUUCGACUGGAGCGUGCUCAAUGGGACGGACCACACCAUCGGGAUAGGCAGCAGCCUUGCUGUGGACAUGUGGAGUCCUUCUCUGCGUGGUGCGUUCGGGCGCCUAAUUUCAUUCACACAGAUGCCAGCUUCUUCAGAUCAGUGCCUGUCCUUCUACUACAAAAUCUAUGGGCCGAACACAGGUGCUCUGAACGUGAAGCUGUUGAGUAAGGAUGGUUCUGAGAGCGUCCUCUGGACCCGCAGCGGAGCUCACGGCAACAUGUGGCAUGAGGCACACUGCCCGGUGCCACACCAGCUCACCAAAUUCCAGCUGAUAUUUGAAGCGGUCCGCUCCGGAUUUGACGGGCGCAUCGCCAUCGACGAUGUGGCGCUCUCGGAGCGUCCGUGCACCCUGCCGAGGAUGUGUUCCUUUGAAGGCCAGCAGUGUGGCUACAGCAGCUCUGGUAAAGUUAACUGGCUGUACCGCAACGGAUACGCCACCACGAUGAAUGGACCCAUGACUGACCACACUCUUGAGACUAAACUGGGCUUCUACAUGAUGGCUAACACGGCAGGGAACAUCCUUCCUUGGGGUGAAACGACACUCCUCACAUCGCCUGUUCGCCAGGGAACCGUUAUGACUGAGUGCGUCCAUUUCUGGUAUCAGAUGGGAGGAGAGGAUUCUGGUUCUCUGACGCUGUAUAUGAAGCCGGUGAAGGGAGAGAGGGUGAAGAUCUUCUCUGACAGUCUGGAACAGGGAUACAUCUGGCGCCAUGGCAACGGCAACAUCUCGAGUAGCCUUGUGGACUGGCAGCUGGAGUUUGAAGUGGUCGGAGCUGGAGGCCAAAUCACUUUCGUUGCGGUUGACGACAUCUCUAUUUUGGCUCACCCGUGUCAAGAUCUAGGUUCAAAGUGCACACUGGAGAGAGGGAUGUGUAGCUGGACUAACACUAAAAACGGACAAAAAGGACUCGAAAAGGACCAACUGGACUGGGAGCUGACCAGUCAGGAGGCAGAGAGGCACUUCACCACCCCGCCUCACGACCACACUCUGGGCACAGAGAGGGGUCACUUCCUGUUCCUUCCAAGCAGCAACCGGACGGCGGCAUUGCAAAGGGCUUACUUGAUGAGCCCUCACCUGCCCCCGACCAAGGGCACCUGCCUGAAAUUCUGGGCCUACAAGCAGUACUCAUCGGACACUGCGGAGCUGAAGGUGUGGAUGCUGGUUGAAGGUCUGCUGAACCAGCUGGUGGUUGUGAGUGAACUGGAUGAUCUGUGGAGACGCUUUGACGUCAACAUCACAUCUGCUCAGGAAUAUCAGAUCGUGUUUGAAGGAAUCAAAGGAUCAUCAGGUGCCAUUGCUCUGGAUGACAUUGAGUACACCGUCGGAAUCGACUGCGCCGGCGAAGUCAAAGAUCCACUCUCAACCUCACAGAAGCAUGACAACGCAGGAGGGAUAGCGGCGUCCGUCAUCGUGAUGCUCCUGCUGGUCGGCACUUUGGUCGCCCUGCUGGUUUACUACCUUAGAACCCGGCCUGAAGUAGCAUCAUCAUCAUCAUCAUCUCCCUCAGCUCGUGGCGGCUUCAGUAAUGACAUAUACGAACCAGAUCUCACACAGGACCGUGUGGCAGUUCCAUCAGUGCAAAACCAUCCGAUGGCAGCCGGCUUCAAUGAUGUCUCUGUCUAUGACGAUGUCAGAGAGAUGGAGGUGGCGUGAGGCGGGAGGAGCAGGGUGCCACCCAAAGGUGGCUUUGUGAAUUUAAGGCGAUAUCACAGCAGGAGAACUGUUUGUGUCGCCCUUACAUGACACGCACACACGUACACACACCCACACACACAUGCAUACACAAAACACACGCACAGCCCACAUACUGAAACACUGAUGAAGGCCUAAUGGAUGCAGCUGCCUCAAAGGUCACAGCUGACUGCCUGUCAGAACAGAGGGAAGUCAGAAGGAGAGUAAGAAGACAUGGAUGGAAUUAGUUUAACUAAAUUAAAAUCUGUGGGCGUUUGAAAGACAUGUGUUUCCAAGGAAAGGGGGGGUCUGAUGAAAGAUACUACCGAGUUGCAUUGUGGGAGUGGAUCUCGAUUCACAGUUAGGACUGUCAGAGCCUCUCCGCCUCUAAUCUGUCCCUAUCGAAAGUUGUGGAGUGCCCCUUUAAAGAGACAGGCAGACAGACAGAUUAAAGCAGACAGAAGAUUGCGAGGUUGUAGAGGAAGCUGACGUGUAUUGCAACUGUUUGGAAAAAAGACUGUAGGACAGAUGUGUUCUUUCGGAUGUGCUGGAGGGUUAACUUUACUCUGCUUUACAAGAUAUAAUUAAUCUCUGACGAUAAAUGAAUUAAAGUUGAGCAUUGCAA
This is a messenger RNA of Acanthopagrus latus (yellowfin seabream), 4397 nucleotides long. It is a transcript of the gene mamdc4, whose product is annotated as MAM domain containing 4. Gene Ontology annotation, molecular function: protein binding. Gene Ontology annotation, cellular component: membrane. NCBI's taxonomy places the organism in Eukaryota, Metazoa, Chordata, Actinopteri, Spariformes, Sparidae. The record is from RefSeq and is a predicted model, not a curated record. The transcript has 29 exons. The coding region runs from base 107 to 3754 and encodes 1215 amino acids.